AGAACAUAAACCACCAUGCUUAACAUCUGAUGUGCUCUCAAAACCAUUCAAAGCAGCCACAGAAGAGUGGUGAACUCACAUACCUCACAACUGCGAAUUCCACUGUACCAUGGCAAUAACAUCAGAUGCCAUCAGUAUGAACUAUCUUGUGUGCUGGAGUCUUCUGUUGUUUCAUGUUUCAGUGGCUAGUCAAUUGAGUCCAGUAAUAUCAGGCUGGCCUAGGCCAGAGACUUCUGCGGAGAUGACCGCCAUGACAGUGAAGGACCAUGUCCAGUUGCACUGUACUAACCUACAUGAAGAAUAUGAAAAGUGCCACUUUACCUUUAGCUCUCAGAUGAAGUCUUUUACAGGGAAAAAGUCUGAAAGCAGCUGCACCUUGGAAGUGAGUGGUUCUGUAUUACGGAUGCCCAACUCGACCUACAAAAGUCUGACACAGAUCUCGUGUGGUUACACUCUUAACGGAACCCAAGUAUCCAGUGAGAAUAUCACGGUGAAGGUUUUCAAUUUUGAUCUGCCUUUGAAGUACUCCAUCAUCGCUGUGGUCAUAUUUGGGCUGACCAUCCUCUUCAUAUUCUGCAUAUCUGGCUGGGGCUGCUACGUCCUCAUCAGCAAUACAACAAAGAAAACACGUUCAACAGAUCAAGGAUAUCUAACCCAACAAACGGACAUGGAUCAACAAGGCAAUUACAAUGCUAAGGAGAUACAUGAAGGACAAACAAAUGAGGAGGAGGACAGCCUUUGCUAUGCCACAGUGUUGCAUCCGUGCGAUGUAAGGAGCUCUCCGCGGGUGGUCCGGUUUGAACCGUGCUCCGACUACGCUUCAGUGAUCAUCAGUUGAACACCUCGACCUUUACUGACUUUCAGUUGGCCUGGCAACAUUCUGACCACAUCUGUAGCCUACAUCCAUAGCCUAUAUACUCUAUAGACUGUAUGACCAUCAUGACCACUUUAUUGGCUCAGAGGAGAGACCACAGACUAUUGGAUGCCAUUAGGACAAUACAUACUGCAAAGACUGCUAUAUUCAUUUGGAUAGCAGCAUAUUCUGGGCCCUAUGGGGGCUCUCAUCCACCGUUUAUGAUGUUAAUAUGACUCCCUGUGUGGCCCCCAAAUACGUGGGGACCUGGUGACUCAGUCAGUUCCUCUUCGGCCCCCUAUUUUGACGCCCCUGCAUACAAUUGAA
Engraulis encrasicolus (European anchovy) is the source of this 1180-nucleotide messenger RNA. RefSeq lists its product as uncharacterized. Lineage: Eukaryota; Metazoa; Chordata; Actinopteri; Clupeiformes; Engraulidae. The coding region runs from base 110 to 838 and encodes 242 amino acids. The record is from RefSeq and is a predicted model, not a curated record. The transcript has 10 exons.